AUGGCCGGACAGAUACGUCAGCCAUCUCCGCCCACUCCUACAUCAAACCCCUCCAAAAUGGAAUCAAUUAUUACGGAUAUCUAUAAUAAACUUUCCAAACUAGAUACCCUGGACAACAUCAUGAGUAGGCUAUCGGCAAUAGAGACUAGAUUUGGAAAACUUGAAAACGCUAUUACGGCAAUAAAACAAGAAAUGACUACUCAAGGUGAGAGAUUAGAAGGUGUUGAAAUGAACAAUUCAUUAUUAGAGGAGAGACUUAAUCAAGUUGAACAAGAGAGAGAUAUCGCUAGAGAAUGCUGCAAUGAUUUACAUGAGAGCAUGCUUGAAAUGCAGACCAGGUCGAUGAAAGACAAUCUAAUAUUCGGAGGGAUAGAGGAAACUGGAACUGGUGAAGAUUCUGAACAAGUUGUCAAAGACUUCAUCAAGACAGAACUUGGUAUUAGUGAUGAAGUGGAAUUUCAUGUUGUCCAUCGACUACGUCAGCGCGACGACGGUAAACCCAGAUCAAUCGUUGCCAAAUUCGUAAACCGGAAAGAUCGGGAGCGUGUCCUUCGUGCUGCCCCUGCCAAACUUUCCACCAAACGUCAAUUUAGCAUAAAUGAACAGUUUCCCCCAGAAAUUAAUGAGCGACGACGGGCACUCUACCCCGUAUUUAAGGAGGCUAAACGCAACAACCGGCAAGCGCGUCUAAAGGCGGACAAACUGUUCAUCGACGGACGUCCAUACCAACCACCGCCCCAGCAGCAGUACCACGGUCCCACGGAUGCACCACCGCGCCGCGCACCUAUGAGAGGACACCACGGUCCUCCUCCGCGAGGUCAUCAGUCACCACAAAGCCACCCUCAGCUCCAUCAACAGGGCAACUUCGACCUGUCGGGACCACGUGACCACCGUCGCUAG
Pecten maximus is the source of this 900-nucleotide messenger RNA. RefSeq lists its product as uncharacterized. Bases 1 to 900 code for a protein of 299 amino acids. The record is from RefSeq and is a predicted model, not a curated record. NCBI's taxonomy places the organism in Eukaryota, Metazoa, Mollusca, Bivalvia, Pectinida, Pectinidae. The transcript has a single exon.